Messenger RNA from Engraulis encrasicolus (European anchovy), 1608 nucleotides. RefSeq lists its product as uncharacterized. The transcript has 6 exons. Bases 116 to 1459 code for a protein of 447 amino acids. NCBI's taxonomy places the organism in Eukaryota, Metazoa, Chordata, Actinopteri, Clupeiformes, Engraulidae. The record is from RefSeq and is a predicted model, not a curated record.
GCUGCCUGAGUGAGCACACAGCUCUCUCUCAUUUGCUGACUCUGUCUCUCACUGACACACACACAGGAAGGUAACCUUUAGAGUCUGUCUUCCUGUCUCACUGGAGAAUAACAACAUGGUGUACAGGCCCUCUACUACUACUCUCUUCUGGAUCCUGUCAACAUUUGUCACAGUGUCACUCAGCAACAUUGUACAAACUGAAAUAUAUGGUAUCAAGGGACAAUCCAUAGACCUGGACUUUUCUGCCUCGUUUUCGGGACUCCAUCAGCCUAAAUUCAGGCUUUUAAAGCAGGAAAAUGGAAAGGGUCCAAUCCUUGUGAGGAACAACAAAGUGUCACCUCAUUAUUCUAAAUUGAGUGAUAAGCUACAGUUCUUUCUGGGAAACUUUUCCAUCCGACUGAAUCACCUCACUGAAAAGGAUGGCGGAGUGUAUAGUGCCUCUAACUGUGAUGAAUGGAGUGAGAAUGUUCUAGCGGCCUACAAGGUGAUAGUAUUGGAUGCUGUAUCAAAACCCCAUGUAAAAGUAGAUCGCAAAGAUCGCAAAGAUCCCCAUGGCAACAGCUCCGGGCAAAACUGCAGCUUUCUUGUAAACUGCUCAUCAUCCUCAUCCUGGAAGUCUUACAACUGCGACAGGGAGGAUUGCACAUUGCAAAGAUCGUCCCCAACCAAGCUGAACAUCACCCUCACCAAUGACAAUGGAUCCAUCAAAUGCAUCGUCAGCAACCAAGCCAGCACCGCCGAAAGUGCAUCUCAUCGGCUUCCCAAGACCUGUAUUGAGGACAACCCUGGGGAAACGACGAUGCAGUCCCCACGCAACGAAGUAGUCAUUAUCAUCGCCAUCGCCAUUGCUGCUGGGCUGCUCCUUGUGUGUGUGACUCUCAUUGUGAUCAAAAGACGUGCUGUAAAAUCUAAAGAAACACCUCAGAAGCAGAUGGAUAUACCGACUGUCAUCGUGACAGGAAGUGAUGCGGAUAACAGGGCCGGGCAGGAAGCCAACUCUGUCUACAGUGUCGUCAACAAAUCAGCCAGAUGCUUUGACGGCAAGGGCAAUUCUUCCCAGAUAUCACAAACCAAUAGAAAUAAGACAUCAAGGUCCACAAGUGCAGAGGUAGAGCACAGGUCGCCACGGCAGCAGAAAACCAAAGGGAAACAGUGCCCCCCAGAGGACAGCAACAGCAACAUGACAAUAUACACCACUGCCACAAAACCCCGGGAGACACAGCGUCCCGCUGUGGACAACAAAGACACGACAAUAUACACCAUGGCAGCGAAACCUCUGGAAGAGCAGCAGCCCUUGAAGGACACGGGGAGUACCAUAUAUGACGCACCCACGGCCAGACCAAGACAGAUCACGUCGCCUUCACCAGACCAGGCCUCAAGCACAAGUACAACACAGACUGCUGCAGCACAGCCUGACUCUGUCUAUUACACAUUGGGACAUAUGGGCACUGGUCUCUGAUUUGGGAUUUAAAAUGUGUUGCAUGUACUGUGCAGCAAAAUGUGUGACAUAUGUGUAAAUUAAUUUAUUGUGCGUAAAUAUUGCAAAAAAGAUCUUUAUAGUUUUUUUAUGUUGGAUAUAUUUAUUGAAUAGGCUACAUGUCUUUGAUA